AUGAAGAGGUCUGGAGCAAUCCUUGAACAACUUGGAACAGUUCUUGCCUCACAAGCUGUAGAGUGCAAAUCUUCAACUUCAUUAAUGGAUUUGGAUACUGGAAAUCUUGUCGACGGCCACAAAAUGGCUGAGUUAGCCAGACAUCAGAUAGCUGAAACAAAAACUGACCACAAAAGCUGUACACCUUCAAGUUCUAACAAUAUGAAUGAAUACACGUCACUUAAUUUAACUGUUAAAAAUGUAGACUCCUCAGAGGAGGACUGCAAUAUGGAAAUUACUAGAGCUUUUACAGUGCCCUUAGAGGGUCAGUGCUGUAUUGCAUUUAGUCAGGAAGAAAUGACCAGAGAAAUUGUGGCGACCACACCUGUAACCACCGAGCAAAAGAUAUUUCAAGAAAUGGACCAUACAUUGCCAGUAAACAAUAAAACUGGGUCAUCUGCCAAAGAAGAUAACGACCCAUCUCUAUUUGAGUCUGAUACCGAUGCUUUGAAAAAGGAUCGUUCAAGCUCUGUUAAGUCUAGACGAAGGAGUCUAGCUGAUCUACAAGUGAAACUUCAAAGUAUUUCACAGCAUAUUAACGACCCGGAUGGAUUGUUGGCCGGAAGUGUUACAGCACCACUCGUUAGCUUCACAGUGGCGUCUCCAAUUGAAAGCCCUUCAGAAAGACAUGGAUCUUUACAGCCUUUCAAAGAAACUCAGCCCCUUGAAGAAAAAAUUAACUUGGCUCAUAAAGAGGGCGCCACGCCAUUCAACCUCAAGAAUUCUCUGAUGGCAAGACUGUCAGUUGGUGGUAUCGUGCCAAAAUUUCCUCCACGGACCAGAUCAAGUCCAAACCAGACAGAGCCCAAAAGCCCUAAUGACCUUCAGGGUCCUCAACUGCAAACGUGUUUCAGUGUUGAUGUACAAAAUGUCAGGUAUGAAACCGAUCUCUUUGAUGAAGUGCUGCCUGAUGAAGAUUUGUCAGGUACUUUAGUCAGCUAUUUGAGCAAAAGCAAAGAACAAGAAGUCACAGGGGUUCAUUUGAAUGACGAUGCUAUUGAAUAUGAUCGCAUGGAGUCGGUCAUGGCUGUAAACCAGUCUGAGAAAAUGCCACCUGAAGUAAAAGAUGCAGCCGUGGACACCAAAGACACGAACGAAAAACCGUGGGACAGUAAUUAUGCAGCUCAGAAUGCCCCGACUCAUGUGGUAAAGGUAAUAGAUAACGCCAACUCCAGCAGCAAUUCCACCCUGACGAAAUGUGACGGAAUCUCUGAAUUAACCCUCAGAAACUCUCAGCUUGAUUCCCAGAUUGAAGGCACAAUGGAUCAUGAGUUUGAUUUCUAUAAGAAACUUGAAGAGGGAAGUCUUACAGUGAACGAGUUACUAACCUACUUUGGUGCCAAAUUUGUAAUCCAUCGAUCAAGACCCAGUGCUCUUCCCGACAAUUUUAGAGCUGCACAAACUUAUACAAUGGAGGACUUGCUGAGAGAGAAAUACAUACACCGUCCUCAGCAAAAAGUCUAUGAAACCGAUUGCCAAAACCUCUCUGAGAUGUCUGAGGGUUUUAAAACGCAGAUGGCAGAUCAAGAUAAACCACUGAGGAGUAUCAAUGAAACACUGCUGCAAGAUGUGUCUUCUUUCUCAAAAGAGCAGCUACAGAGUUUUGGUGCCAAGCUGAAAGAGCGAAGGGUGUACUUCCGAAAAAGAAGCAAGGCACUCUCCCAUAAAAUGAAGGAAAACUUGUAUUCUGAGCUUUUAAAAACAACAAAGGAGGCAAAACAAAGUCUGAUGUCUCAAGUCAAGGAGACAAAUGAGAUGUUAAAAGACCUAGAUGGAUGUAUAAAUGACCUGGAGUCUGAGUUGUUUGGGAUGAACAACAUCGUCAUGGGAGAUGCACAUUCCUUCAUCAGUCUCCAACCUGUUUUGAAGGCAAAGCAAGAACAACUUGAUGCUCUUAAUUCCGAAGUUACAGAGAAAGAAAAGCAAAUCUGUAAGCUUGAACUUCAAGCUCAAUCUUUAGAGGACACAUGGAACAAAGUUCAAGAUGAAAUCAAGGAAUUUGAACGCCGUACAACAAAUCUGAACAGUCUGAACGAGUGGCGAUUUAAUCCCGGGGACAAAGACAAGGUUUAUUUUAAUUUUCUUCAUGAUACCGUGCAACUCGAAGUGAAGCACAAAAAGGAUACUGGAAAUAAAUGCAUGCAAGAUGAGAGAGAAGUGGAUGUGCACACAUCAUUCACAUUUCUACUGAAUGCUGAAAGCUCACAGCCGAGUGCAAUCAUGAUCCAUAAACUUCUCAAAGAAAACAUCAACUCUCAAGCUAAAUGGAUGCAGAAGGACUUGACAGCUCAGCACGUACCAAUGUUGCUGCAUGAUGUCAGCGUGGUGGUGAGCCGACUUCGACUCUUGGGUGAAGAAAUCCACAGGUUGAAGAAGUGGGGAGGUCUGAGGCUUGGAAUCUUGCAUAUUACUUGUGUGGAUACAUUAGUUGAAGUCAUGUUCUCUAGCAUCAGGGCAUUUGUUAAGUUUGAGCUAAGCCUGGCGGUCACCCCAGAUUAUCCUUUCAGGCCCCUGCAGCUGCAGGAAUUUCAAAAUCACAUUGGUGACACAAGGCUGGAGCAAAUCAGAGACAUCGUAUCCUCUGUAAGACCAGGCAAGAACUAUCUGACUCGAGUCAUGAAGAAGAUUCAUUCUCAUCUUCUGGGCUAAGACGUGUUUGUUGUUUAAGGAAAAUGUUUAUUUGUGUUUAAAAAAAAAAAACGUGUUCAUGUAAACACUCAGAGCUGACAAGUUGUUUAUUAAAACUGCUCACUAUUCAAUAAAGAUUUGAUUCAGUCA
Molecule: messenger RNA, 2817 nt
Organism: Neoarius graeffei (lesser salmon catfish)
Lineage: Eukaryota; Metazoa; Chordata; Actinopteri; Siluriformes; Ariidae
Gene: knl1
Product: kinetochore scaffold 1
Exons: 16
Coding region: 1-2688 (895 amino acids)
Biological process (GO): attachment of spindle microtubules to kinetochore; protein localization to kinetochore
Cellular component (GO): nucleus
Source: RefSeq, a predicted model, not a curated record